This is a messenger RNA of Peronospora farinosa, 2346 nucleotides long. The record is from the annotation of a GenBank genome assembly. NCBI's taxonomy places the organism in Eukaryota, Oomycota, Peronosporomycetes, Peronosporales, Peronosporaceae.
AUGUAUAAGACACAGCUACUUGUUGCAGUUGUCCCGUUGGCAGGGGAAGGGGUACCGGUUCGUCCCCAUCCAGUCCCGUUAUCAGACGUGAUGACGUCAUCGGCAACUUCAAGUGACGACCAUCGAACCAAGUCAAAAUUAACGGCUGGUCGUAAACGUGGCCCCGUUUAUGAACAUUUUGAGGACGUUCCGUCCACUCCUGGCAAUAAUCAAAAGAAAAUGCGUUGUUUGUAUUGUCAGGAAGACACUUUCCAACUAAGUGGACGCUUGAAACUUCAUUUGUCCACCAAAUGUUCACAAGUACCACCAGAUGUCAAGGCAAAGUACGCGAAAUCGGUCGGAGUCAUGUCCUGCAAGGUCGAAGAUGUCCCCAAAGUAGACCCUCUAGCCAAAGCAACUCUUGUUGCUACGCCGAUACAGUCGAUGGCCACGUUCAAGUCACCGACGGCAACAAUCAAGUCAUCGACAGUAACGAUUGAGCAGUCACCGACUGUGACAAAAUCUUCGUCGGCUCCACCCAUACAAGUAGCAAAGUGUGAUGUUCCCAAUUUGCGACACUUUGAAGAAAAGCUUACGACUGCUAUGAUCACUACAAACACCCCCUGGAGAUUACUGGACAAUGCGGACUUUCAUGCGGCAAUGGAGGUGUUGCAUCCGUCGUCGGAUACUUUUCCAUUGACAUCACAUCGUGCACGUACUGAGGUACUGAAUCGAUUGUCUCUAAAGUACCAGUGCGAGUGCAACGCCGUUUUGGCUACUUCUAAUGCCAUCACACUGGUGGUCAAUAACACUAGUGUUAGCGCUGGAGGAACAAAAGAAACGACGUACGUGGCAUUGGAUGAGUGGCGACGUGCAUUUGUGUUGGCAGAAGGUAGCAACGCGUUCAAAGCACCUUGUGUGACGGAGAUGUUAUCUGUGUUAUCCAAACUGCAAUUAGCCAGUCCGAACUCGACUCUCUUCUUGUGCACCCCAACGUCGGGAGCUUAUGCGCAUGCACGUCGUGAGUUGCUUCGAAGUGCCAAUGCAACUAGCAAACCUGUCGCUCUAAUGGGGGCGUGCAUGAUCCAGCAGACGGCACUGCUUCUUCAUGAACUUGUACUGUGCAGCUUAUCGCUAGAAGAAGCUCUUGACAAUGCUGUACUGACUGCAGAUGCUUUACACGUUAUGCCUUCGCUGCGUCACCACGUACUUCAUGGUGUUUACGCGAAUAACAGCGCUGUCGAGACAAAUCUUAAUGCUUUUGCCCAAGUAUCUGUGACAAGUUGGCUCUCUAUUGCAAUGGCAGUUAAGCAGGCCACCCGUCUGGAACCAUUUUUGCGGCGGGCAGUCUCUGAAGAAGAGAACACAUCGUCCUCUUCAUCGAUACUGCGUCAGUUGAUUGAUAUGUGUAGCAGUGACAUGGCCUGGAACACGAUACGACACACCGCUCAGCUACUAGCGCCGCUACAUUUUGUAUCCGCCCUGAGUGAGAUGCAAACUACGACAUCAGGUCAGCUGCUAGCGCUGUGGAUAUGGCUGUUUGGCGCGUCGACGCGCUCACCACUUCUCGAUGGGAAUUCUGACGCCUUAAUUUCAAGUUUCUUGCAGCGUAUGGAUUGCUACGUGGAAGAGCACUUUGUGGCUUGUCUAGUUCUGGAUCCACGUGUACAUGGAGCUGGCUUGAGUGUGUCAGGACUGCGCCGCGCUCGUGGUAUUACUGUUCGUAUUGCCACUACGCUCGUUCAUAAUUUCAACGAGAAUAAGUUUAUUCGUUCGUACAACGACUAUAUGAAGCAGCAAGGGGACUUUGGUGAGGCUGGUGUGUGGAACGCCGCUAACACGUCCAGUCCGAUGGAGUUUUGGGGUGAUUACGAAGGUGACCCACUGCACAACCAACUCGCGAUUGUGGCCAAAACCUUGUGCUCAUUCGUACCACACACUUGCUCAAUCGAAGAAUUGUGGUCAGCUCACGCACAACCAAGCACGAAAGGAGUAAAUGCUGAAGUCUCGAAACAGCACGAGAAAUGCACAAAGAUUCGACGUGGCGCCGUUCUCAGCGCUCGGGUCGAUGCAAAGGAUGUUGUAAGCAGAUUCCAGACGCUUCUUGAUGUAGAGAAUGAGCCCUCAGCUGAAGAGAUGUUGCAGUCAAACGCCACUACCCAGAAAAUGGACGGGCAGAAAACCAAUCACAAUCUAUCGGUACGUUCUGUGCUGGAAAGUAUCCAAGAUGGCAUCGAGGAGGACGCUACUGGAUCUGAUGCACCUUUAACAGCGUUGGAUGUUUCCUGGUUCGACAUCAGCUCGUCUGGACUGGACAAGAUCAGAAGUACAAUGAAGAAGUACUUGAGUGCUGCUAUCCAGCAAUAA